GGAACGCACCUUGUAUAAUUAAAUACUAUUAGAAAAGUCGUGCCUUUUUAAAAACGAGUACCUCUAUUACGUUUUCAACUCCACUCAGUUGAAUUGAAGUUAAUGCAACCAUAUUAAUUUUUGGUAUUACGAACUUCAACUAUUUUCAGUCGAUAAUACAUGUUGUCAGACUAGAAAGUUAAGAUUUUAAAGUUAAUACCACAACAAUUCACUGCAGUUUUUGCUCAGGAAAAGGUGAAUAAUUAUUAAAAACUGAUAUAUUACAAUGACAAAACGUUGGGGCUAAAUGAUGUGCUGAGCAUAAGAAAAAGCCUAUGUGAUUAAAUCCGUUGUAAUUUCCUAACAUCAAUUUUUUUCUAAAUGAGGUGACGGAACAUUACCACAAACUCUUUUUCCUUGCUGCCGAUAGUUAAUCAUAAAUGAUUUUAACUUUGGGCUGAAACAACUUGCGAUAUACAUAUGUACAUAUGUAUAUAGACGUUACAAAAAAUGAUUUUAAAUAUGAGGGAAAUUCAGAAUCUUUUGCAUCUUAGUUUGCAAAAUUAUGAAAUUGCAAAUAUUUACCAUCAACAAUGAACGUCUUUUUUGUGGUUUCUGUGCAACCCUUGCAAAGACCAUUAAUUCACAGCUGAUCGGCGAAGAAAAACAUUGUUUGUCAACAAAAUUUUUGCACAAAUUGGAAAAUGUGCCGAAAAAAAGUUUUAGGGAAAAAUUAACUGACGCUUUAAUUAAUGAAGCUGCUGAAGAAAUUAUGGACAUUGAUGAAAUCGAAAGUGAUGAUGACGCAGUGGAUGCAGUUUUAGAUGAAUUGGCUGACAAUAUAUCUGUUAUGGAAUGUCGACGAGGAGUUUACUGCACAAUACCUAAGUCAGACAUUUAUCGCAAUAAUAUUUUGACAACACUGGACGAAGACCGAUUCCGCCAAAUGUUAAGAGUAGAUAGAGACCAAUAUAAGGUGCUGGUUGAGUUAAUAAAAAACGAUGAGCAAUUCAACAAAGCGCGCUCAUGUAAGCAAUUUUCUGUAGAAUAGCAAUUAGCAAUCACAUUGUUUCGAUUGUGUUUGUGGGAGAAAGCGCAGCAUAUAGAAAAAUAGCGACAAUUUUGAAGAUUGAAGACCAUAUAUCAUACUUCUCCAGAAAUCACAUAUAUUCAAUAAAAGCACAUAAAAGUGACUAUAAACGAGUAAAAGUGAUGCCCGUAUAUAUGCUGUAUUCUCUUCAACAUUUUUAUUAAUAAUGGUUCCACUUCGUCCGAUGACGGUUCAGAUUCGUCCACCACUACGGAAGAUUCUAUUGAACCUGAUGACCAUAUACUCAACAAUG
This is a messenger RNA of Bactrocera tryoni, 1322 nucleotides long. RefSeq lists its product as uncharacterized. Lineage: Eukaryota; Metazoa; Arthropoda; Insecta; Diptera; Tephritidae. The transcript has 3 exons. The record is from RefSeq and is a predicted model, not a curated record. Bases 545 to 1030 code for a protein of 161 amino acids.